UCAUCGAGUUACUUAUCACGGUGAGAUUAGAGUGAAAGAGUUUGGACCCAGUUAUUUAUCUUAACCAGUUGUGUGAGCGCUAUUCAUCAGUCAUGCGGUUCUACUUCGUCCUUUCCGCGUUUAUUACCCUUGCAGCGGCACUGUAUCAGCCGGAGCACUAUGUGCACCAAGUGCCUAGAAAUUUAUUGGCACAGCCGGGCGAUAGUACAGACCUGAUUGAUUUUUUGAAAGCACAACUCAACAAGAAAGAUGAACAACUCAAGCAGGAACGAGAAGAAAAUAAGAAGUACAUCAAGAUGAAUGCCGAGCAAGACGUACGAAUUCAGAACUUGACAACGGAAAAUAUAUUAUGUCAAAAAGAUAAGGCCCAACUGUAUCAAGAAACGGAGGCGAUCAUACUAAUGUUAUCAAUCAGAAGUAAAAUCGAAGUAACUGAGGGUAUUUUUGCUCAACAUUUAAAAAAAGGAGCUAAAUACAAUACCAUUAAAGAAAAGAUCACGUUUCAUGAACAACUCUGCCAUACGAUUCUACAGGGAAAAACUGACGGAGCGAUAAGAAUUCAGAAAUUGGUAAUACGAUCAGGUAUAAACAAAGAUACAUUUUGCGAGUACUGGGGAGGAUUCUUCUCGUUGGGGUCUGAACCCGCUCAAACUACAAUGGUAUUAGGUAAAUACACUGUGAGAGACUUAAAAUCCGCUUUAAAGAGGGCCAAUUUUCAAGAAGACGCCAAUUUUAUAAAAGUGGCUGUUAUAAUCAAGAAAAUUUAAGAAGGGUUUUAGCCACUUCUGUCAAUAGUAUUAUUUUGAUUCAUUUUAUGUUCGAAAGGUUAUUUUUUUUAAUGAAUAUUUACUAAUUUGGAGCAGUUUUAAAAUCAGUAAACAUUGCAAUAUUAGUUUACUUUUGUAAACUUUUGUGUACUUUUGAGAAAGUGUAAUGAAAAAAUAAAAAUACGUGUAAACAUUA
This is a messenger RNA of Bemisia tabaci, 963 nucleotides long. RefSeq lists its product as uncharacterized. Lineage: Eukaryota; Metazoa; Arthropoda; Insecta; Hemiptera; Aleyrodidae. The record is from RefSeq and is a predicted model, not a curated record.